AUGCCUUUAGUUGUAAUAACUGGACAUCCCAGCAGCGGCAAGUCUACUCGGGCCCAAGAUCUAAAAGAGAAGCUGGAAGAAAAGAUAGCAGCUCUUGGACCAAAUGAUCCGGGUUACGGGAUCGCAGUCAUUUUGCAUUCUGAUGAAUCCCUUGGUAUAGUAAAGGAAAGGUAUCGGGAAUCAGUCAGCGAGAAGAGCGUCAGAGGAACUCAAAUAUCAGCUGUGAAAAGAGAUUUGGGAAGAAAAACCAUUGUUAUUUUGGACUCUUUAGCAUACAUUAAAGGAUUUCGUUAUCAGCUGCAUUGUGAGAGCAAAGCUUUAGGGACACCCUAUUGUCUAUUGCAUAUAAUUGCACCAACUGAAUCAUGCUACAAAUGGAACGACGAGAGAGAUUUAACAAAGGACACUAAAUGGGACAAGGAUCUUAUAGAUGCCCUCAUUAUGAGAUAUGAAGAGCCAAACCACCUUAACAGAUGGGAUUCUCCAUUAAUUCCCGUUCCCUAUGACGAGCCUUUACCAUUUGAAUCUAUUUGGGAGUCAAUUAUUCUGAAAAAGGCACCAAGACCUAAUAGUGCAACUGUCUUGAAACAAGCUACCACAGGCAACUUUUUACAACAGCUAGAUAAACACACUUCUGAUGUUAUUUCCAAGAUCCUUCAGUUUCAACAAUUGCAAAGCGUAGGUGGUGAAGUCCUCAUUGAUAGAGAGAAGGAACUUCUAAUAUCACUCCCUCCUACAACGGUGAGCGUUGCACAGUUGCAAAGGAUUCGAAGAAGUUACAUCGCACUCAACAGAAUGAGAACCAUUGAAGAAGAUCGAAUUGUUCCUCUGUUUGUAGAUUAUCUAAAUGCUCAUCUAAAUAACGAUGAGUGA
Komagataella phaffii GS115 is the source of this 873-nucleotide messenger RNA. RefSeq names its product Protein kti12. The record is from RefSeq and is a predicted model, not a curated record. The transcript has a single exon. Lineage: Eukaryota; Fungi; Ascomycota; Pichiomycetes; Pichiales; Pichiaceae. Bases 1 to 873 code for a protein of 290 amino acids.